AAUUCAGUCAGAGCGGGCUUCAGGCAGGCUUCCUGCAUGGGAUUUCUGGCCUGUUUAUUCCAGAAGCUAGCAGGAUGAUCUUGAAGGUUCUUCUAUAUGCAGGCUUCCCCUAGCAGUGGUGUCUAAAUCAUCAAUGGUCAGCUGGCCAAGAUCCAGUCCCAGGAAAUCCAGUUUGUAAGUAGUCAGGAGAGCAUUGCCAAGUCUGUGCUGCAUGCAGAGCCACAUCAGGUCUGGCUCAGAGCAGCUCCAUGCCACAGCUGGCCUGAACACCUGCCUGUGAAUAAACAAGGUGCCAAAUGCAUGAGAUGAGGUAAGUUUGCUGAACAAACUUACCCUGCAGUAGUCGAGCUGCUCCUAAGUGGAAAGCAGGCCCUGCAGGAAAAACGGGGUUAGUUUGUUGCCUAAGAUCUCUUUCCCACUCUGGCCACCACAGUGAAACAACUGGAAUGAUCUGCUCCAAUUUUGUAGAAGUUUAAAGUUUAAUUUUUUUCUUUAGAGCAUAAAAAAUUUCCCUUGAUUAGGGCCACAUUCUGCCAUAUUUUGCACCCUCAGUUCUCUUAACAUGAGCACGUUCAAGGCAUUCAUCAUUUCUGUUCUCUAGGAUGUCCACAGUACAAGGUAACAGAGUUGAGUUCAAUAGGGCAACAGUUUCACAACUUAGUUCUGGUGGCCUUAGGCUAAGGAGUGUAAUGUAUGCCUGCUCAGGCUGAUGGCAGAGAAAUGUCUGUGAAGAUGUGAUGGCCAUGAGAAGACAUGAUUCUGCCUGAAUGUAAUUUUGACCCUUGGACUUACCUGUUCAAGUAUUUGUGUAACGCAGCUUCUGAAUAAAGCAUGUGGUCAGUCUUUCUCAGUACCUGUGCUUGUCGAGAGCUGUGAGCUCCCUUGGCUGCCUGAAGAGCAGCUCCUCAGAGCACUGUCUUUCCGAGUCUGUUGGCCAUCCUGUGAAUCCAACUAGUUUUAUUUUGAUGUAGACAGUGAAAUGCCAAGAGUUAUAUUUUACCCCUAUAAUGAUCAUGAGAGGAUGAAAGUGUCUGAAGAAUGUUUCUCUGGAAAGAUGGAUGGAUUGGAAGAUCAUUUCUAUCAGCAGAUCUUUCAGUAAUAAGUAGAUUUUGUGUCACUGCUUCAAGGGAAACCUGAGGGUCAGCACCCAGAAAGUGCUAGGUGUCACCAUUCUGCCAAGUUUUCCUGAUGAGAUGGGAACCUAAAGGUCGCAGUGCUCAGGGAGUAUGGUACAAACCAGUAAUAUCACCUGCCAGUCUGAAGUGCAUUUUGAGUUAUGCAACUGAGACAUGGUGACGUUUCUAUUGGGCUGAGCCUGUGGGCCCAGAAUCACAGUUACCAGUACUGGCAGCAUCUCUCCCAGCAACUAUGUUCUUGUGAGCGGUUGUCAGCUCCCAUUUCUUGGAAGACUUGCUCAAUGAAGCCUCAGCUUCCGGUGACAUGCAGCAGACUUGAAGGAAGGCCUCAUGUGGGAGGUGUCCCUGGGAUGAGCCUGACCCUUAUCUUGCCAGCCAGCUGCAAGGGGAUUAUCCGGGAGCGCAGCUAUGCACACGCUCUUGCACUGACUGGACUGCCUUGAGACCUUUCUCUUGUGUUGUAAAACCAGCAAGAAAGCAAGGAUUGAACUACUCUGGUAAGUCAACAAUGCUACCUUCUACUCUUUUUUUAGUUUUUAAUUGAUUGACAAUUACAAUUUGUCAAGCACAGAAAUUGCUGCCUUGUUGCAGGUGUGUGUAGUUGUUCUCCUGGAGAAGUUACAGCACUGGCACAAGACUGUAAUAUAAAAAAGGCUUGUUGACCCAUGUCUCCCAGCACAGGUGAUUAUUCACCUGCUGGAGCAGGGUCUAGCAUAAAAAACUCCACUGGUCUCCAUCCUCAGUGGUCAGCACCCUCUCUGCAGCCAAUUUACAGUUUAUUACUUCUUUUCAAAACUGGAAAGGCUAUUUUGUACUCAUGGUAACAGUAAAUUUAUUUCUGAAUCUCCUCCUGAAGUUUGCAUGAACAAAGCUUUGCUUACAGAUGUAAUCCAGAGUUAUGAUAAGGCAUGAGCAAUUUCAUAUUCUAGUUUUUGAUUCCUUGACAGAAAUUUUCUUGGCUACCCUGGUAAUGCACUCCAAUAAUGCUGAAAACACAAGCAGCUCAUGUACACUUCUGAGGACUAGUGAAAAUGUAUUUGAUGGCUGCAGCUAAACCUUCCAGUAGCCAUGUAUUCAUAUCCCUCUUCAAAUCCAGGGUUGGAAGACUGUGAAAAUUCCUUCUCCUAUAGUGAGAGAUCAAGAAUUUGCUCUCUAUUAACUCUGUUCUUUUCAGAGUUCUCAUGUCUCCAGUGAAGGACACCAAAUCCACCCAACUUUAGAAACUUAUCCUCAGAACAAAACAACAAAAGACCUUGGCUGUGGUGUCAGUCCUAGAGUGUGUGGUGUCUACUUGUCUGGCCUCCCCUCAUCCAGUCUCACCAGGGAAGUGUUUGCAGGUGAAAAUGAAGAGUGGAAUUCUCUUGUCCCUCCUUGGCUUCCUCCCACUCGUGACACCCAUAUGCCCUGUGCCGUGCAAGUGCACCACCAACAUUACCGACUGCUCGUCGAAAGACCUGACUGUAGAAAACCUGCCCGUUGCUUUCCGUCCUUCGGCUGAAAUCAUCCACCUCGGUUCCAACAGGCUCACCUCUAUUCCCAAUGGGCUCUUUGACAACCUGAGGAGCCUCCAGGUAGUCUACCUACAGGGCAACCCUUGGGAGUGCACCUGUGACAUCCUCUACUUGCGCUCCUGGCUCCAGUGGCAGCAGAACCGGAGCCUGUACAGGGAUGUGAGAUGCAGCUCCCCAGCGCACCUGGAGGGCCGGAUCAUCGCCUACCUGACAGAAGAUGAGAUUGUCUCCACAUGCCAGCACUGGUACUGCAGCCUGGCUCUCCUCUCUCAGGUGUCUCUCUUCAUCCUCCUUUUCCUCCAGGGUAUCUUGGUUAUCUUCAUCAUUGUCUACCUGCAGAAAUUUCGGAAAAUGACCGCUGAAGACUGGAGCACCACCCGAGAACUAGACCGGCAGGUAGACCUUGGGCAUCUUCUUCAAUAAACCCUUACAAUGAUGAUUAACGUCACAAGACAGAAGACCAUCCUCCCUUUGGGGGUUGCUGUGCCAAGGUCCUGUAGUUUGUGAUAUUCAGAGGGGGCAAUUCAGUACAACAUCUAAUCCUGACUGCAGUCUGAAGCAGGACUUGAACUGAUCAGACACUUGCUGUGUUCCUGGAAAAUCAAUCUUGUGUUUUUUUUUCAAUGCUUUAAAUUCUUUAGCAUGAUCUUGACUGCUUGUCUGAACUGGAAGUGGUUCUGAUUUGGUAGACUAAGGAAAUAAUGAACUACAGCAACCAGAACUGACUCAAACAGCUCAUAAGCUCAUAGGGGCUCCAGUGCUCGGUUCCUCCUCUCCUACAGUAUUCCAGCCAUAUUUCCAGGAUGCUUCUGGUUGUGCUGGAUCAGGUGAGGACAGAGGUGGGCAGUGAACUGUUCAAGUACUGAGCUAGGACAAUGGAGAAAUACAGUUUCCUUCUGCAACCACGGACUGCAUUAAGAGCUUUGGACUAGUGUUUUAGUCUUCUCCUGCCUUGCUUUCCCAAGUAAAAGGGAAAGGAAAUGCCUUCUUUCUUGAUGCAUCUUUUCUAAUGUUGUUCUGGGGGAGGGAGGGAAUGUCAAGAAGCCCACUCAUUUUACCUUAUCUGGAUUUCUUUCAAUCUGCUUGUAGUUUUAAUACUGAUUUCAAGUGAGUGAGACUGGGGCCCUGAAUCUUCAUGAGAAAUUCAUCCUGAAGCCAAGAAUUGUUUGACUGUGCCUGUAUGGCACCUGGCAUGAGAGGUCUGGUCUUUAGAGACUCAAACUGCAAACCCCACUUGUGCCUACUGCUGUUUAUGGUGUCCCUUAAUUAUUUUUGAAAUGAAACAAAAUUGAAAUAAAAUAAUGAUGCAUAAUGA
Molecule: messenger RNA, 3962 nt
Organism: Corvus hawaiiensis (hawaiian crow)
Lineage: Eukaryota; Metazoa; Chordata; Aves; Passeriformes; Corvidae
Gene: GP1BB
Product: glycoprotein Ib platelet subunit beta
Exons: 1
Coding region: 2480-3070 (196 amino acids)
Source: RefSeq, a predicted model, not a curated record